AGAACAUCAUGUGGUCAAGGCUCCUUAUUAAAAAUAAGUCCUGAUCUCCUGGAGCUCAUACUAUCCUUCCAUCUUGCAUUUCUGCUUGAUCCUGUGGAAGACUUCUCUCUAGCCUGACAAAAUGUGUGACCAGUUUGUGGGCACCUGGAAGCUUCUUUCUAGUGAAAACUUUGAGGACUAUAUGAAAGAGCUGGGUGUGGGAUUUGCUACCAGGAAAAUGGCUGGUGUGGCCAAGCCCAGUGUAACUAUCAGCAUCAGUGGUGAUGUGAUAACCAUCAAAUCGGAAAGCACCUUCAAAAAUACAGAGAUCUCUUUCAAGCUGGGUGAGGAGUUUGAUGAGAUCACAGCAGAUGACAGAAAAACAAAGAACGUCAUAACUCUAGACAACGGUGUACUGAACCAGGUGCAGAAGUGGGAUGGGAAAGAGACUAUCAUAAAGAGAAAAGUGGUGGAUGGGAACCUGGUGAUGGAAUGUACCAUGAAUAAGGUCACCUGCAAAAGAGUAUACGAAAAAGCAUGAAGAAACCAUCUUCACAUAGAACUAAUGCUUAAUGCUGGAGAAAAACAACUUAACCAAAGGAGGAAAAGCUCCAGAAAUCCAUUUUAAAGAGAACUGUACUUUUUACAGAUAUAACUCAAAACAUUUACAUGCAGCUAGUCUAAUUUGUUGUGGCUACUCAAUAAAAUGUUCAGCUUUCUACAA
Molecule: messenger RNA, 703 nt
Organism: Columba livia (rock pigeon)
Lineage: Eukaryota; Metazoa; Chordata; Aves; Columbiformes; Columbidae
Product: fatty acid-binding protein, adipocyte
Exons: 4
Coding region: 122-520 (132 amino acids)
Biological process (GO): fatty acid transport
Cellular component (GO): cytosol; nucleus
Molecular function (GO): fatty acid binding
Source: RefSeq, a predicted model, not a curated record